GGGGGCGCCACGGCGGAAGCGGAAUAGCGCGCGCCCCACGUGACCGGGGCCGGGCGCGCGGCGGGCACGUGACCGGCGAGGCGGGGCGGGCCCGGCACGUGAGCGGAGGGGCGGCAAUGGCGGAGCCGGCGGCCGGCACCGAGCUGGUGGCGGAGCUGCGCGGCCGCGACGGGCGGACGCGGACGGUGCGAGUGCCGUACCCGGCGGCGGAGGGGGGCGAGGCCGCGCAGCUGCGCGGGCUGCGAGGGGCCCUGUCCGAGCUGCAGGAGCGGGUGGUGGAGCUGCUUGCGCCGCUGGUGCAGGAGGAGCGGGAGGCGGCGGGCGGCGCGCGGCGCGGUGCUCUCGGGGAUGACGACGAGGAGGAGGACGACGACGAAGAGGAUGAAGGCGAGGACGAAAACAACGUGGACACGGCGGCGAGCGGCGAUGACCCGCCCCCGAAGCGGACGAAGGUGCAGCAGCCGUGAGGGCGGCGCUGUGCGGCGGGUGUGCGCUUAGACAGCCCCGCUCCGCUGAACCCACUGUAAGUGCCCCGGGCCCGGUGCCCGGACGGCUCCUACGGCGCUGCUGCUCCUGUUUUAACACCGAAACGCCCAUCCCAACACUGGGAUACAGAAGCCUUAUGGAAAGGAUGCGCCUGGGCGUGAGCAGCGUGUUGUUUAUGUGGUGACAGUGUUACACUGACAGUACUUUUUAGCAAACUAGUUGACAAAUACAAAACUUUUCUUAAAAGUCUGAUUGCUACAUGUUUUUAUCGACUUCUUCCAUAUCACAGUAUUUCUUCAUGUGACCUUAACUUUUAAAACAAAGCAAUAAAGUCUGGAAAGUUAUUUUGUCAGAUAUGAGCUUAAAAUGGUACAAGAGGAUUUGCAUGGAGAGAAAGCAAUAUAUGGCCACUACAGUAUCGAAAUUAAAAAACGUGUAGGACUCUAUCUAUUCCUGUACAAUGGAAGAUUAUUUUUGCCUACCUGAAAGGCUUAGUCACCCAUCAAUCAAAUAUUUUCCUGGAAGAAGUCAGACAAAGUAGAUUGAAAGACUUGGGAAUCUUGGUUUCAAAAAUUCAGGUUUCAUAUCGGCCAGGAAAUGACAAGUCAGUGUGACUUUGAUCAUUAAUAUUCCACAAGUCAAAAACCACUGUUUGUCCUAAGCCUGAUUUCUCCAAAUAGCUUUUUUCCCUCCCUCUUUUUUUCAUGCAGCAUUCAAUCUUUAUAUACUUACUUCCAUCACUGAGUUUUACCCAGGUUGAUUUUUAAGCUCAUUUGGUAGCUAAGUCAAGGGAACAUCACAUCUUAAUAUUCUCCUAAUGCAGAACUCCCAACAUUACCUAAAACCAAGAAAAAAGAAAGCAGAAUGAUUUUUCUGAAAUGCUUUCUAAAACCAAAAUUGGACAUAAAACUAAGGGAAAUGUAGUGGCGUUCUACACUGGUUGCUGUAGUUUAUUUUAGAGGAGGAGAAGGUCUAAAUACUUGAGCAACACCUGUGAGUACAUUAUGCAUAACAGUUCUUGGCUGUAUGAAUCAGCAUAACCCAAUCCCUCUGCUAAGCAGCAUGAUCUUUUUUUAAUGAUAAUGCAGCAUGCAGAAUGUCAUUAGUGUAACAAUCUUCUUGCAAGGGGCAAGUUGUCAAUGCUGUUUUAGUUCCUAGUUUUUGUUUGGAGCAUGCUUCUGUGAACAGGUAUAAAACACUCCUGAUAGUCAGUCCACAGACUGAGUCUUCUCUCGCAGAAGUUAACUGCCUGACUUAAUAGCAGGAAAAACAUUUUGGGGCCUAAUUUUCAUGUGUUCUGCUGACAUAAUUUUUUUAUGUAUUAUGGAAAGUGAGCAAAUCUUGGGACUUGUAUACAGAGGACAAAAUAUGGGAAUAAAUUAAUAAUUUUUAUGAGGA
Corapipo altera (White-ruffed manakin) is the source of this 1884-nucleotide messenger RNA. It is a transcript of the gene GON7, whose product is annotated as GON7, KEOPS complex subunit. The transcript has 2 exons. The record is from RefSeq and is a predicted model, not a curated record. The coding region runs from base 117 to 467 and encodes 116 amino acids. Lineage: Eukaryota; Metazoa; Chordata; Aves; Passeriformes; Pipridae. Gene Ontology annotation, cellular component: EKC/KEOPS complex.